Molecule: messenger RNA, 723 nt
Organism: Engraulis encrasicolus (European anchovy)
Lineage: Eukaryota; Metazoa; Chordata; Actinopteri; Clupeiformes; Engraulidae
Gene: polr2j
Product: RNA polymerase II subunit J
Exons: 4
Coding region: 154-507 (117 amino acids)
Biological process (GO): transcription by RNA polymerase II
Cellular component (GO): RNA polymerase II, core complex
Molecular function (GO): DNA binding; protein dimerization activity
Source: RefSeq, a predicted model, not a curated record
GGCGUUCAAGUUUGUUGUGGUUUGUUGUUUGUUUGUGUUUGAGUCAACUCCCACGCCAGUUCAGAUGGUGGCGCUAACGCACCUCAAGCUGUUUUUCAAACCAACGAAGAAGGAUCUCGGAGAAGGACCCGCAGGAACAGUCUACACGCCAAAAUGAAUGCACCGCCGGCAUUUGAGUCGUUUUUGUUGUAUGAUGGAGAAAAGAAAAUCACAAUAAUGAAGGACACGAAGGUGCCGAAUGCGUGUUUGUUCACUCUCAACAAAGAAGACCACACUCUUGGAAACAUCAUCAGAUCGCAGUUGCUGAAGGAUCCUCAGGUUCUGUUUGCUGGCUACAAGGUUCCGCACCCCCUGGAGCACAAGAUCGUGAUCCGCGUGCAGACGACCCCGGACUACAGCCCCCAGGAGGCCUUCACCAACGCCAUCACCGAUCUCAUCAGCGAGCUCUCACUGCUGGAGGAGAGGUUUAAGGUGGCCAUUCGUGAGAAGCAGGAGGGUAUCGAGUGAAGCGAGCCGUAUGGAGUUCCUGAAGUGUUUGUUUGUAUGUCAUGUGGACCCCAUCGAUCCCUUUCAAAAUCAGAUGUCAGUAACAACUGUUGAAACAACCGUUUUCUGUUUUCAUCACUGACGCAUGGUUCUUAUAUCAUGGAAGAUAUAACAUUUAUAUUUUGUGAGGUGUCUGUAAAUAAGUUUUUUUUUUUAAUAAACAAUAAGUAAAACUUA